AUGGGAGGGACACAACAGAUUGUAUUAUCUGAAAGCGAUGUAUUAAGCAAUUUACGUCGAGUAGACUCAUCCGAAACCCAUGAUGAGCUUGAUUCAGCAUUUGGUAUUUUGGCUUCGGAUAUCAACGUGCAACUCUGUCCGAGGCUUGGAGGUCAUGACCUAGAUUAUAAUGAUCUCAACCACGAACAUAUUCUCAUGGGUAUAAAUCAGGCUGAUUCGAUCUUCGAUGACUUAUACCACAAGUACGAAGUUCAUGCCGAGAAUACUAGAGUAAAGCACUGUGGAACUACUUACUCAGGCAGAGACGCUCGUAGACGUGGCUUUAAUGAAAACUAUAAAGCGCUUGUCGAAAAUAAUUGUGUUUAUAAAGCCGAUGAGUCUUCUUUAAAAGGGGAAGGUUUAGGGUUUCUUCUUCGGGUUAAUCCUGCCGAUUUGUACACGGACCUGCUUGAUGUCCGCUUCGAUCAUUUUCGGAAACUUGAAGGCCUCCUGGAUUCUAGGCCUUUCAAGAACAACUUGGCAUCAUUCAUAUCUGAUACUGAGCUAUCUGGAAGCUACCUUGUUGUGGCAUGCAAUUCGAGUAUCUUGUUCUUUCCAUCCAAUUUGAUCACCCCUCAAGCUCGUCAGCCUGUAUUCCGCUUCGAUAGUAGGCCAUUGCAUACUUCCCCAAGUGACUCGCAGGUGGCGGUGUCUCCGUCAGAUCCUUACUCCAUUAAUUUCUUGACAUCUCGUUCGAGUUGGAUGGGUGAGGGGAUUCUAGCUGCAUGUACUGACGAUGGUCGUAUACUAGUAUGGAAGACAAAGGACCUCUGCAAAAAGAUAGCGCAGAAUGAGUCAGUGCAACGAGGUUACACCUCAUAUUAUGGGUUGCGGGUUCGUGCUGAUAUUGAGUUGAUUGUUGGCUGUUCUUGUUGGUCAGUUGACUUUGGCUCUGUUAUGGAUGACUUUGGGGAAGAGCAUUUCAUAGUAGCGGGAUCUUCAAACUCUCACACAGUCACGUUGUUCUACUACAAUUCAAACACUGGCUCUUUUAGACGUUUUGAUAGCACGUCACUUGAACAUAACAUCCCCGAGGUGUCCAUAAUGAGCUAUGACAUUGUUGAUUCCUUACAUGAAGUCACCAGUGCUUUGCUACGCGGUGAUUCCUUACUAUGCACAGCUUUGACAGACGUGCUUUUCGACUUUGAUGAGGUCAAGAGCCAGCAGAAUCUUUCCUGGAGCGAUAGGAUAUCACUUACAAUCAUUAUUCCCGAACUUCUGGCAUUUAUCAUGGCAACUCAAGCAGGUUUGGUUACAAUUAUGCGUCUUUGUCAGUACAACAAUCAUCAAGCAAUGAGACAGGAGUACAUCAUUCCUAAUUAUCCUUCGUUGAAUAGUCGUGGCGCAACGAUCAUUGGAAUGGCGUCUAAGGACAUUUCUGUUCUGCUCAGUUAUCCUCGCAUUCUUCUUACUAUCAUAUAUGCCGAUGGCGCCAAGGGUGUGUUGAGGGAUGAGCAUAAUAUGGAGGACAUCGAUGAAUUCUUUGCGGAAGCCAAUUCGACUCUGGGCAGCUCGAAUGUCUCAGGGAUACUCGCUCCCUGGACCUCCCUCUCGGGAGGAUCAAAAAUGAAUCCGGGCUCAAGCGUUACUUUUACCGAUAUCAAACUGAAACACUCUAGCAUGAAGAGCAAUGUUCUGGGUAAUGGUCUCGGUGCCAAAGCAAGUGAUGUACCUACAGCAUCAACAUCAACGUCACCAAUGACUCACAUAUACGAAAGUGCUCCAAUCAAUGACGGACUGAAUCUGCCACUUGCCCACACUGAUGAUUUUCAGGAUCUCACAUUCGAAGAUAUUGAGAACAGCAAAUUUUCUACCAGUGAUCAAGAUCUAGGAAACGAUUCUCAAGGAGGGAAGGACGACGAUUCCUCUGGAGACGAGGAUUUUGAGUUCCCAAAUGAUGAAUUUUUGGAUGAUGAACAAACUGGUGUUACUUCCCUGCUACCGUCCCCACCACCAGAGCUGAGAAAGCUCCGUAGAUCCAAACGAACACGAGUGAAACCUCUUGACUACUGGAGAAAUGAAAGGAUAAUUUACUCUCGCGCUGAUGAGGAUUACUCGCAUGAUAAGGAAACAACACUCAUAAACGACUUGAAGAAAAUUCCUCUUCAAGAGAUCGAUCAAAUUAUUCAUGUGGAAGACCCGAUAAAAAAUCAUAAGAAACGGAAGGCAAGUAGGAAGCAUGUCAAAAGGAAGCAAACAGUGACUUCAGAUGGUGAAGAUUAUAACCCAGAAUGGUUUUCGGAAGGGGCCAAGAUGAUAGAUGUCUUCAUGAAAGACGAGUCGGUUGCGAGGCAAGAGGUCGCUUGGGCACCUGAUGGAGUUCCUUUCGAAGAGACCAGGGAGCAAGAAGGUGGGAUGGCUGAACUAUUCCAAGCUGCACCCCUAUAUCGUUCGCCUACCGGUCUGAUAUCUACAGGGUUGAUUGAUAUGCCUUUGAACGGUUUUAAAAGCCUUCGGAGUGCCAACGAUAUGAUUUGUAUAUUUCAUGUCUCGGAAGGACGUAUCGGUUUGUUGUUCUACGUGGCUGCUCAUUUGUGA
Molecule: messenger RNA, 2577 nt
Organism: Candidozyma haemuli
Lineage: Eukaryota; Fungi; Ascomycota; Pichiomycetes; Serinales; Metschnikowiaceae
Gene: MIF2
Product: Mif2p
Exons: 5
Coding region: 1-2577 (858 amino acids)
Biological process (GO): spindle attachment to meiosis I kinetochore; kinetochore assembly; attachment of mitotic spindle microtubules to kinetochore
Cellular component (GO): kinetochore
Molecular function (GO): centromeric DNA binding
Source: RefSeq, a predicted model, not a curated record